Laccaria bicolor S238N-H82 is the source of this 1803-nucleotide messenger RNA. Its product is annotated as high affinity methionine permease. The transcript is spliced from 17 exons. Gene Ontology annotation, biological process: amino acid transmembrane transport. The record is from RefSeq and is a predicted model, not a curated record. Gene Ontology annotation, cellular component: membrane. Bases 1 to 1803 code for a protein of 600 amino acids. Lineage: Eukaryota; Fungi; Basidiomycota; Agaricomycetes; Agaricales; Hydnangiaceae. Gene Ontology annotation, molecular function: L-amino acid transmembrane transporter activity.
AUGCCCCUCCUCCGUAUACUGGGCAGAAAACCGACGCAAGUUUCUAAUACUACGAAUGCAGCGGAGGUCGAUGCUUUCAAAGACAAACAGGGUCAUCCGAGUUUUGCCACUGAGAAGAUCGUCAUAGGGGAGGAUACGCCAAGCGUUUACUCAAGGGAAGUAACGACAACAAAGGACCCGUCACUCAACCCGGGUGCUCUUUCUUUUGAAGAAGAUGCCGCUGGGGGAAUGGGCCGCCACUUGGGCGUCUUCAGUUGCACCAUGCUCAUUGUUGGCCGUAUCAUAGGAACUGGAAUAUUCUCAACCCCUUCCUCUAUCCUCUCCUCUGUAGGCUCUGUAGGUGCCUCCCUGAUGCUCUGGGUACUUGGAUUUUUGCUCUCCUUCUGCGGCUUGUUCGUUUGGUUGGAGUAUGGGACCAUGUUCCCUCGCUCAGGUGGUGAGAAGGUGUAUUUGGAGGCGGUUUAUAAGAGACCAAAAUACCUGGCGACGGUUAUAUUUGCAAUGAACGCGAUUGUAUUGGGGUUUACUGCUUCAGGAUGCAUUAUCUUCGCGAAUAACAUUCUAAUUGCUGCAGGCCAUGUCGCCGAUAGAUGGGUAGUACGUGGGAUCGCGUUGGGCGUCAUUUGUUUUGUCACUCUCCUUCACGGAUUAACGCCCAAAACUGGGGUAUUCCUUAUGAAUGCACUCAGCGUCUUCAAGAUUUUCCUCCUCCUUUUUGUCGUGAUUUCAGGUUGGGUCGUGCUCUCCGGGAAAACGCACAUCAAAGAUCCUCAAACUAACUUCCGCAAUGCAUUUUCGGGAAGCUCGCGCAGCAGUAACGAUUACGCAACGGCCACCUUCAAGGUCCUCAACGCGUAUGCGGGCUGGUCAAAUAUUAACUACGUGAUGAACAACGUCAAAAACCCAGUGCGGACACUGAAGAUCGCUGGUCCGCUUGGACUAGGAAUCUGUGCGGUUUUGUAUAUGUUGGCCAACGUAGCUUAUUUUGCCGCCGCAACGAAAGAUGAGAUACGCAAGUCUGGUGUCACUGUUGCUGCUCUGUUCUUCAAGAAUGUCUUUGGUACCAAGGCAGAGAGAGCGCUUUCGGUCUUCGUGGCUCUAAGCGCCUUGGGCAACGUAAUCACUGUUACCUUCGCCGCCUGUCGUAUAAACCAAGAACUGGCAAAAGAAGGCGUUCCCCUUCCCUUUGGAAAUAAAUUCUGGGCGUCAAAUUGGCCAACAGGCAAAUCCCCAUUGCCUGGCCUCAUCAUUCAUCUGAUACCUUCCAUAAUUAUUAUCAUCGCUCCCCCGCCCGCGAUUGUCUACCCAUUCAUCUUGGACGUAGAAGGAUAUCCACAGCAGAUUUUUAAUCUUUUCAUUGUUGUUGGUCUCUUUUGGCUCCGGUGGAAGAAGCCAGAUGCAGUCCGUCCAUUCAAGGGUAAGAGUUGUAUAUGGUGUCAAGACCCCAGCUGGCUGCCUUUAUCUUAUCGCGCUUUUCAGUUUGGAUACCAUUCGCAUUACUCUUCUUGGUUGCAGCCGUUUUCUGUAAGCGUCUCUCCUCCUGACGGCUCAAGUUCGUUUACAAAUGGCAUAUUAGUGCUCGUCGCUCCAUUCCUCCGGCCCGCAAAUCGUGUGGGAGAUACACCCCCGUUGCCAUACUACUUAUACUGCCUUGUCGGAAUCGGGAUCAUGUUUCUUGGAGUUGUGUAUUGGGCUGUGUGGCGAAUUUUUUUGCCCAGGAUAUUUGGCUAUAAAUUGGUCCCGGAGAAAGACACACUUGAUGACGGGACUGUUGUCACCGUGUUCUCUCGAAAGAAAAUAUAG